Molecule: messenger RNA, 300 nt
Organism: Gongylonema pulchrum
Lineage: Eukaryota; Metazoa; Nematoda; Chromadorea; Rhabditida; Gongylonematidae
Source: the annotation of a GenBank genome assembly
AUGGUGAACACGUUGUUGCAUCAAGACGCGGAUGCCAGACGAAGGCAGCUGUAUGUGCGUACUUACAAUGUCAUUCCGCUACAGGAUGCGGGUGGUUUGAUUGAGUGGAUUCCAAAUCUGAAUACUUUUCGAAAUGUUCUCGGCCCAUUAAUGAAGGAGAAAUGCGAUAGUGUUAUGAGCGAAAAGGAAUGGUUCGAUCGAUGGGUUCCAAAUGGCACCGAUGAAGAGAAAUUAGAAAGGCUUCGAAAGGAAUACUAUCCAAGGCAUCCAAUUGUAAUGCCGGAAUGGUUCAGGUAUUAG